AUGGAACUUAUUUGUCAUCAUUGCGGAGCAAAACAUUUUAAAGCUGAAGACAUAUCAAAUAAGAAAACUUCAUUUAGUAGUUGUUGUAGUCAUGGUGAAAUUAUGAUUGAUCCAAUGCCAGAACCACCAUUAUUAUUGAAAAUUAAUUAUAAUAAUAAACCAGGUCCAUAUUGUUUUAAGAUACAAGGACAAAUUUACUAUCAAAUAAAUACGUCAUUGUAUCCGUCUGCUGAAGAGUCACCAUCUUUCGAAAUAAUAGAUGCGAUCGAAACAGUUCUUCGGCAACAUAAUGUGUUUGCACAAUCUUAUCAAAUGAUGCAUGAAGAAUUAAGACAGGCAAUGAUUGAUAAAGAUGUUGACACAGAACCAGAGAUGCAGUUAUUAUUUUCAUUAAAACCUGGUUUAGAUAUUAGACGAUAUAAUCCACAAAGAGUGAAUGAAGUUGCAGCCGUCUUUACAACAACCGCUGAUGGUGAUAUCCCAGAGUCUUAUGUAACAAUUCAUAAUAAACGAACCAAAACUCUACAAUACUUGAGUUCAAUGGAUCCAAAUGUUGAAGCUUUAGUUUAUCCACUUUAUUAUCCGUAUGGUACCAAUAGUUGGAGCUCAACAUUAACAAAAGUGAACAAACAAAAAAGAAUAUCAAGAGCUGCUUACAUUAAACACAGAAUAGCAAUAAGAGAUACUGAUAAUAUUUUCUUAAUGGGUGGACGAUUAUUUCAACAGUGGUUAGUCGACAAUUUUAUUACAACAACUGUCUCUGUCGAUAAAUUCAUUGCUGCUGAAAUCCCAAAUCCAUCUGAUGAUCAAAUACUUCAUAAAAUAGUCAUGAAGAAUAUGAUCCACGGACCAUGUGGUGAUUGGUGUAAGAAUAAAGAUGGUAUAUGUACAAAACAUUUUCCAAAAAAAUUUCAAAAUGAAACACUGAUAGACGAAAAUGGAUAUCCCACAUAUAAACGUAGAAAUACUGGAGUAUAUAAACGAAUAAACGGAGAAGCUGUUGAUAAUCGAUAUGUUAGUGCAGUUGAAGCAUGUGACCGAAUAUUAGGAAGAUCUCUACAAAAAAAAAGUCAUUCAAUUAUUCGGUUACCAAUUCAUUUGCCUAAUCAACAAAAUGUUAUUAUAAAUAAUGAUGAUGCGGAUACAUUAAGAGCCGCAUUACAAAAAAAUACUAUGCUCUUAGAAUAUUUUGCUUUAAAUCAACGUGAUGAAAAUGCCAAAGAAUAUCUAUAUGCGGAUAUUCCAUCACAUUAUGUUUUUAAAAAUUUAUCUGGUACUAAAUCAUGGGAAAUUCGAAAACAGCAACACAAUGUUAUAGGAAGAAUGUACGCUGUAAGUCCUCAUCAAAUGGAAUUAUUCAAUCUUCGAUUACUAUUAUUGACAGUUAAAGGAGCGACAAGUUAUGAAAAUCUACGGACGAUCAAUGGAAAAAUCUAUGAUACUUAUCAUGCAGCAUGUUUAUCACUAGGGCUCAUUGAAGACGAUACAGAAUGGGAACGUGCCAUGACAGAAGGAGAAAUAUGGAUGAUGCCUCGACAGUUAAGACGAUUAUUUGUGAGUAUUUUGAUUCACUGUCAACCAAAUGACCCAGGAAAAUUAUGGGAAAAAUUCAAAGAUGCAUUAUCACAAGAUUUUUAUAAAAGUUCAACAUCAGAGAGCAUAAAAAAAGCAUAUCAUGAAAUAAACGCUUUAUUAUGCAAUGAUAAACAUAUUCUCGAUGAUUUUCCAACUAUGCCAUCAUUGUCUGAAUUUGAAAUAGUAGAAAAUAUUGAGGAUAAUAUUGAAGAAAUAGAUCCAAGUCAUCAUGAAAUAGGGGAGAGUCAAUACAAGAAGCUGAAUGUGAAGCAAAAAGAAAUUGUUGAUAGAAUCAUAGAAGUUGUCAUGAUGGGAGACGAAAAAAAUAAUUCAGAAACCUGUUAUUACAUUGAUGGUCCAGGUGGAUCUGGAAAGACUUUUGUUUACAUUACUCUAUACCAUUUAUUGAAAAGUAAAGGUAAAAAAGUUUGUACAAUGUCAUUUACAGGGGUUUCAGCAAUACUACUUCCUAACGGAAAAACUGUUCAUAAGACAUUCGGCCUACCAGUUCCACUUUUUCCUGAUUCAACAUCACAUAUAAAAAUUCAAUCAAAAGAAGCACAUAUUAUGAAAAAUUAUGACUUAAUAAUUUGGGAUGAAGGUCCUAUGGCACCACGAUAUUGCAUGGAAAUAGGCGAUAUGACUUACAAAUAUUUCAUGAAUAAUGAUUUACCGUUUGGUGGGAAAGUAAUUUUGAUAGGUGGUGAUUUUAGACAGCUACUACCAGUUAAAGUUAAUGCUACACAAAAUAUGAGAACACUACCUGAAGAGAAAGAAUUUUCAAAAUAUCUUCUAGAUGUUGGCAAUGGUGUUUUAAAUGACAAAAACGAUAAUAUAAUAGCACCGGAACAAUGCAUAGCUGAAAAUAAUGAAGAUAUAGUAGAAUCAAUAUUCAAAGAAAUUAUUAAAAAUCAAAAAUACGAUGAACUUACAAAAGUAGCUGUAUUAGCAGCACGAAAUGUUGACGUUGAUGAAAUCAAUUGUAAAGUUCUUAAAUUAUUUGAUAAAAAAACGGAAAAGAUAUAUCCAAGCAUAGAUAGUACAGAAAACUGUGAUAAUGGAGAUAUUAAAGAUGCAAUCUUACCAGAAUAUCUUCAUUCAUUAAAUCCAUCAAAUUUUCCUCAGCAUGAACUUAAAUUAAGAAUUAAUUGUGUAGUUAUGCUGCUUCGUAAUUUGAGUAUUGCUGAAGGUCUAUGCAAUGGAACACGAUUACAAAUACUAGAAUUAGCUAAUAAUCUCUUAAAAUUCAAUAGCUCAUAA
Aphidius gifuensis is the source of this 2835-nucleotide messenger RNA. RefSeq lists its product as uncharacterized. Bases 1 to 2835 code for a protein of 944 amino acids. The transcript has 7 exons. Lineage: Eukaryota; Metazoa; Arthropoda; Insecta; Hymenoptera; Braconidae. The record is from RefSeq and is a predicted model, not a curated record. Gene Ontology annotation, molecular function: DNA helicase activity. Gene Ontology annotation, biological process: telomere maintenance; DNA repair.